CUCCUUGUAUUACCUUGCCGUAAUUAGGCCUGUCCAAUCAAACUGUCUUUUGCAGCUAAAGAGAAUAGAGAUGGCAGCACUCGCUAGGACUGGGCCACUGCUUCAAGUUUCCAAAAAACUCCCUGUCCUGGGGCUAACCAGACAAAACUGUAAACAAAGUGUUUGCAACAGAAUACUCUAUCUCCCAGUCAGAUCAACAAGUUUGAAGAAGUCAUUGUGGAUGUGUUGUAGCGCUAAAAAUACUGAGUGGCAGAGUUGCACACUCUGGCACAACCAGUGCUGCACACAUGUGGCCAAACAAGCACUGAGCACAAUGACGAUGAGUGAACGGCCAUACAUUUUAUCUUCAAAACUUAGUGAUACUGAGGGCAUUCAAAGAGAGCAUGCGGAAAUUAUCAAGAAGCAUUUCAACAUCAUCUGGUUUGAUGAAUUCCUAAAAAACAAAGAGGAAUUGGCGAAUAAAAUCCAAGUGGUUUUUUUGUGGGGGCAUAGUCUAAAGGUAGAUCAGAAGCUUUUACAGUCUUUACCCCGACUGAAGGCAGUUGUGAGCUCUGGAGUUGGUGUGGACCAUCUCCAUCUACCUCUGAUCUCUAGUUUUGGGGUGAAGGUGACCAACACUCCCCACUUGGUGGACAAUGCAACUGCAGACAUGGGCAUGGCACUAAUGCUGGCAUCAGCCAGAAAUGUAAUAGAAGGUUUCAAGAUUGCAACUUCACCAGAAACUCAAUGUAUGCCAUGGAACUGGGUUGGGGUGGAGGUGACUGGUGCCACUCUUGGGAUCAUUGGAAUGGGUCGGAUUGGAUACAAAGUUGCACAAAGAGCUAAAGGAUUUGAUAUGAAGAUUCUUUAUCACAAUAGGAACAGAAGGACAGAGGAGGAGGAGAGAGUGGUGGAUGCGAGUUACUGUGCUAAGAUUGAUGAUCUCCUUUGGCAGUCAGACUUUGUGAUGGUGGUGGUGAAUCUGACUCCUCAAACGCUGAAACUAAUUGGAGAACGUGAGCUUAGCCUGAUGAAACCCACUGGUACUCUGGUCAAUAUCUCCCGAGGUGCAGUGGUGGAUCAGGACGCUUUGGUGAAAGCACUUCAGAAUGGUACUAUUCGUGCUGCAGCUCUGGAUGUGACUGAUCCAGAACCUCUUCCAAGGGACCAUCCCUUAUUGAAAUUGUCGAAUGCCAUAAUUACUCCCCAUCUUGGAACUGCAACUGACAAGACUACUGAGAAAAUGUUGGAGCGAAUGAUUGAAAAUGCUAUGGCUGCUGUUUGUGGCCUUCCACUUCCGGAUGAGGUGUUGAUAUCGUGAAGGAUAUAAACAAGAGAAAUAGUGUUGUGAAAUUAUGUCGUAAAAGCUUUUGGCUCCUUAAACCUGCUAGUGCUACACAAAUUGUGCAUUAUCCUCCUAUCGUUGACUUUCCCUGAGCCCACUGAAUCUACUGAGGAAGAGGUUUGUAAUUUUUUUCCCUGUCCCCGAAGCUAAAUCAAACAAAAAACCAAGAUCCAAAAUGUUGUUCAACUGAGAUAGUUAAAGGGUGACCUGAUCAAGAUCAUCAAGAUUAUGUAGGUUUAUGAUCAGGUACAUAUUAACAGAUUAUUUCCACUGUUCAGCAAAUCUAUAACAAGAGGAUGAAAAUUUAAUAUACUCAUGGCAAAUAUCAAAUGGGAAGGUAGAUAACAAAUAAUGUUUGUACGGAGGCUGAUUGGAAUUUCCUGGCACAAACUAGUGGAAGCAGAGCCCAUAAAAUAUUUCAAAGUGAAUUCAAUAGGUGCUUGAAAAACUGGAAAUACUGAACAGUAUGGGAAGCAAAUGGUCUAUUCCUGCACUGUAUGAUUCUAUGUCAGUAACAGCAAUGUGUAUCUUGAUAACACACUUCACAUGAAAGAAACAAUCAUAACAUGCUGUAAGAAAAAGAGAGUAAUUAGGAACAAAAUGAAUGUUAUAUAGUCUGGGGGUGAAAGGGGAGAGGAGGGCUGUUAACAUUCACCUGAAUCACAAGGCAAAAUUAAUAAGUUAAUGAUUAAAAAAGGAGAGAAAAUUAUUAUAUAGAAAUAAAUAAUAAAGUAACAUUUAAUGCACAA
Callorhinchus milii (elephant shark) is the source of this 2073-nucleotide messenger RNA. RefSeq lists its product as uncharacterized. The coding region runs from base 71 to 1300 and encodes 409 amino acids. The transcript is spliced from 6 exons. Gene Ontology annotation, molecular function: glyoxylate reductase (NADPH) activity; NAD binding; hydroxypyruvate reductase [NAD(P)H] activity. Gene Ontology annotation, cellular component: cytosol. NCBI's taxonomy places the organism in Eukaryota, Metazoa, Chordata, Chondrichthyes, Chimaeriformes, Callorhinchidae. The record is from RefSeq and is a predicted model, not a curated record.